Schistosoma turkestanicum is the source of this 471-nucleotide messenger RNA. The record is from the annotation of a GenBank genome assembly. NCBI's taxonomy places the organism in Eukaryota, Metazoa, Platyhelminthes, Trematoda, Strigeidida, Schistosomatidae.
AUGGAAAACCUGGUUGAUGAAGGUUUAGUCAAAUCAAUUGGUCUUUCGAACUUCAAUAAACGACCAAUUAAAACUAUUCUCAAACAUUGUCUUAUUAAACCAGCAAAUUUACAAGUGGAGAUUCAUGCUAAUUUUCCUAAUACAAAAUUAGUUGAAUAUGCUCAAUCGGUUGGUAUAACUGUAACUGCUUAUGCUCCACUUGGUUCACCUGCUCGUUCACCUUUAUCAGCAAAUUUACUCACUGCACCAUGGAUAAUGGCCAUGGCAGAAAAACACAACAAAACACCAGCACAAAUUUUAUUACGUUAUUUAAUUCAACGUGAUAUUAUUGUUGUGCCGAAAUCAGUUACUAAUGAUAGAAUAGUAGAAAAUUUUCAAGUUUGUUUAUUAUUAUCAUCUUUAUUCUUCUUAAAUUAUCGCUUGUUUAUUUUUAGAAAAAACAAAAAUCAGUUUAUGAAUUUGAGGUCAUAG